Durio zibethinus is the source of this 900-nucleotide messenger RNA. The record is from RefSeq and is a predicted model, not a curated record. Lineage: Eukaryota; Viridiplantae; Streptophyta; Magnoliopsida; Malvales; Malvaceae.
AUAAAAAAUAUUCAUUAUUAUUUACUGAUAAUCUCUAAUGAAAAAAAAGAUCAAUUUGCUCUCUGGACCCAAAGAUACUCCUCUAACAGAUUUAAGUAAUGCUGGAAAGGUAACAAACUUGUGUAUAAAUUUGAUUUCAGGCAACUAUUGCACCACCAGUGAAGGGGAAGAUGUUCAAAGCGUUAUGUAUUUGUUACACUGUACUUAUCAUGACUUUCUUCACUGUUGCCAUAUCUGGUUAUUGGGCAUUUGGCAAUGAAUCUCAAAGUCUUGUACUCAGCAAUUUCUUGGGGGAUGGGAAACCCUUGGUGCCAGGAUGGUUCAUCUUGAUGACAAAUACCUUCACCAUUCUCCAACUAUCAGCAGUUGGUGUGGUGAGAACAUUCCUUCCAUUUCCCCCUAUCUUUUUCAUUAUUCACAUAUUUGGUUCAUUCAUUCAGUGAUGUGGUUUCUGUCACAGGUCUAUUUGCAGCCAACAAAUGAAGUGCUUGAAACAACAUUUACAGAUCCAAAUUUCAAUGAGUUCUCUGCGCGUAAUGUUAUCCCAAGGGUAGUUUCUCGAUCAUUUUCUGUUGUUAUUGCAACAACAAUUGCAGCAAUGCUUCCAUUUUUUGGAGACAUCAAUUCAGUCAUUGGAGCUUUUGGUUUCUUGCCCGUCGACUUCGUCUUACCUGUUGUUUUCUUCAGCUUGACAUUUAAGCCAUCAAAGCGGAGUCCCAUUUUUUGGUUGAAUAUGACCAUUACAAUGGUUUUCUCAGCAGUGGGAGUCAUAGCAGCAGUUGCAGCAGUUAGACAAAUAAGUAUUGAUGCCACAACUUACCGGUUAUUUGCUAAUAUAUGAUGAUCAAGCAAAGUAUAUCACUGGCUGGCCUUGUAUCUACUUAAUGGUUAUUAUCAUCA